AUUCGCGAAGCAUUGAAUGUAAACAGGCAUUGAGUUUUUGAACCACAACCAAAAAUAUAUUUAUUUUCAAUAUAUAUAAAAAAAAAUAUUGUUCGUUUGGAUCAACAUUAGCUACAUAUUAAAAUGGCAUCCAAAGGUGAUUUAUUGAUGGAAAUUGCGUCUAUGGAUUUUAUUGAGUCGGAAUCAAAGAUUUUGGAAAAUGUUGGUUUGGUAACGCAAAAAGAUGCAAAUCAUCGUUUACUCUUGCAUUGGGGGGCAUUGAUGGGAAAGGAACGUUUUGUGGAGUUUUUGCUAAAUUUCAAAGAGUGUCCGAUUGAUCCGAUUGACGAUACCGGUGCGACACCAUUAAUUUUAGCAACAUUGAAAGGAUCAUUGCCGAUUGUAAAAUUGCUGAUUGAACGUGGUGCAAAUGUAAAUCAUCAAAAUAAUAAUGGACACACACCGGUAAAAUACGCCGGAUCGAAAAAUCAUAAAGACAUAUUGCUACAUUUAUUGGACUGUGGCGCUGAUCCAAAUGCACGUGAUCAUAUCGGCGACACGCCACUGCAUCGAAUUGCAUCGAUGGAGCACCACGACUGCCUUCGCAUGAUAUUGACACAUCCCAAAUCAAGUUCAAUCUUAUUGUUAGAUGCACAAAAUAAACUUGGCAUGACCCCAUUACAUUUGGCAUGCGAAGUAGAUGAUCCAGUGGGCGCUAUUAUGUUGAUUGAUAAAGGAGCCUCAACGGAAAUCUCAAACAAAGACGAAUUAACACCACUUCAAGUUUGCAAGCCUUACAUACGCCGAAAAUUAUUGGAUCACAUCGAAAGCAAAGCCAAAUGAAUGUGUCAUCAUUAUUGUUAAUCAUUUAUCGCAUUCACUUUCAAAAAAGAAACCCAAACACGAAUAAAUAAACAAAAUCAAACAAAACGUU
Messenger RNA from Contarinia nasturtii (swede midge), 913 nucleotides. Its product is annotated as 26S proteasome non-ATPase regulatory subunit 10-like. The record is from RefSeq and is a predicted model, not a curated record. NCBI's taxonomy places the organism in Eukaryota, Metazoa, Arthropoda, Insecta, Diptera, Cecidomyiidae. The transcript has a single exon. Gene Ontology annotation, molecular function: protein binding. The coding region runs from base 124 to 822 and encodes 232 amino acids.